UAAUAUUGGAUGCCAACCGUCGUUAAACCCCACCGAAUAAUACUUUCUUGUAGCUAGCUAACCCUUCUUAUUAUAGCUCAGUGAGAUAACCAUUUCGGACUAAAAUAGUCGAAAUAGUUAGCUAGAUAGAAAUUGUAACGUUAGCCAACUAGCUAGCUAGCUUGUUAACUGAAAUAAUAUUAUACAAAAUGCAUUUAAUCUUUGUUUUAAACUGACUGACGUAUCGUAGUUAAUUUACGUUGGUGGCAGGCAAACUUGUUUUCUUCAGCUCAAGCCGAGGGAAGUUAACAAGCUAACGUUAGCUAGCUACAAUUACAUUUUUGUGAAUUCAUGGGGGGUGGACACACAAUUAAAUACGUCAUUGGCUAACGGCCUCGAUUUCCAUCAAAACACCUAUGGCAAAGUGGUUGAAGGACUACUUGAACUUCGGCAGCCGUCGUGACGCCCCCCAGCUUCCGCGUCCUGACUACACAGAGAGUGAGAUCCUGAGGGCCUACAGAGCCCAGAAAGACCUGGACUUUGAAGACCCCUACCAGGGCGCAGAGAAACCACAAAAUGGCUGCUACGGUGGCUGUAGGGGGACAGUAAGCCUGCAUGCGUUUCCCGCCUUCGCUUCUGUCCUUCCCAACAAUGCAGAGGUGAAGGUGGUGUCUCCCAAACACAGGCUGAUCAAGGUGGACUCUCAGGAGUUCAGUCGCAAUAAGGUCCCCCUCAGCCCCGUCACCAUCCACCAAGAACCGGUGCUUCCCUCUGCUCCUGCAGCAGUAGGGGACUCAGACACCGACUACUCAGACCCGUUUGAUGCCAGACCAGUUCCUCGGCUUAGAGCAGAUUGGGAGCCUAACCCUAACCCACACCUUACCUUGGGCCUCAGCCCCAUCACCAGUCCCACCCUGGUAGCCUUCAGCCCUAACCCUAUCCUAGGUCUCAGUCUCCGUCCAGGGCACAGCAGCAGCUACAUGGAACCCUUUGAAGCCCAGAGGGUCAUCACAGAGCUCAAACAGGGCCCAGAGCAGGGCCGGCCAGGAGUGGGCAGUGGAAGGUCAGGGGUUGGGAUCGGAGAUCAACUCUAUGAUGACCCCUACGAUGGGACUCGACAUCGCCACCGGGGGGCGCCACCGCAGCAGCAGGGGAGAGAGUUCCUCAGGGACGAACAGAGAGAGGUCAGAGAGAGCAGGCUGCCCCAGGACGAUGAGAGACCAGCAGAGGAGUAUGACCAGCCCUGGGAAUGGAAGAAGGACAACAUCUCCAAAGCUCUAGCAGUGAAGUUUGAGGGGGCAGAGUGGGAGAAGUCGUUAGCCCAGUCAGACCAGGCCAGACUACCCAGGACCAGCCCCACAGCCCCAGGGGGCGCAGCCAGCCUUCUGAGGCCUGGUGGCACCACCCCUAUCCUGGGUGAGAGAGUGGACCCCUGCCUGCCCCUGGAGAGACAGGUGUGGUACCACGGUUCUGUGAGUCGUGCGGAGGCAGAGACUCUACUGACGUUGUGCAAAGAGAGUUCCUACCUGGUGAGGAAGAGCCAGGCCUGCCCACAAGACUACUCACUCUCCCUCAGGAGUUGUCAGGGCUUCAUGCAUAUGAAGUUCACUCGGAGUUCAGAGAGUCGUUACGUCCUGGGAGAGAACAGUCCUCCAUUCUCCUCUGUACCAGAGGUCAUUCACUACUACACCAAGCACAAACUACCUAUCAGAGGAGCUGAACACCUGUCUCUGCUCUACCCUGUCAUAGUACAGACCCUCUGACCCUUCUCCACUCAUUAUCUGCAUCCCAACUGGCACCCUAUUCCCUAUGUAGUGCACUCUGAUCACAAGUAGUGCACUAUAUAGACAAUAGAGUGGGACACGGCUAUUUAUGAUACUAUUACUAAUACAGAAGGUGCUGUCGUCUGCGGAGAUGCUAACAUGGCUGCUGUGGAACUGUGUGAUGUUAUUCUUAGAGCGUCAACAUGGUUCUGGUGGAAACCACAAUGGUUGAACUAUUACAGUUGAAGUCGGAAGUUUACAUACACCUUAGACAAAUACGUUUAAACUCAGUUUCACAAUUCCUGACAUUUAAUCCUAGUAAAAAUGCCCUGUCUUAGGUCAGUUAGGAUCACCACUUUAUUUUAAGAAUGUGAAAUGUCAGAAUAAUAGUAGUGAAUGAUUUAUUUUGUUUAUUUCACCACAUUCCCAGUGGGUCAAAAGUUUACAUACACUCAAUUAGUAUUUGGUAACGUUGCCUUUAAAUUGUUUAACUUGGGUCAAACGUUUCAGGUAGCCUUCCACAAUAAGUUAGGUGCAUUUUUGCCCAUUCCUCCUGACAGAACUGGUGUAACUGAGUCAGGUUUGUAGGCCUCCUUGCUCGCACACGCUUUUUCAGUUCUGCCCACAAAUUUUCUAUAGGAUUGAGGUCAGCGCUUUGUGAUGGUCACUCCAAUACCUUAACUUUGUUGUCCUUAAGCCAUUUUGCCACAACUUUGGAAGUAUGCUUGGGGUCAUUGUCCAAUUGGAAGACCCAUUUGCGACCAAGCUUUAACCUCCUGACUGAUGUCUUGAGAUGUUGCUUCAAUAUAUCCACAUAAUUUCCGUUCCUCAUGAUGCCAUCUAUUUUGGGAAGUGCACCAGUCCCUCCUGCAGCAAAGCACCCCCACAACAUGAUGCUGCCACACCCGUGCUUCACGUUUGGGAUGGUGUUCUUCGGCUUGCAAGCAUCCCCCUUUUUCCUCCAAACAUAACGAUGGUCAUUAUUACCAAACAGUUUUUUUUUUGUUUCAUCAGACCAGAGGAAAUUUCUCCCCAUAUUGAGUUGCACCCCCUUUUGCCCUCAGAACAGCCUCAGUUUGCCAGGUCAUGGACUACAAGAUGUCGAAAGCGUUCCACAGGGAUACUGGCCCAUGUUGACUCCAAUGCUUCUCACAGUUGUCAAGUUGGCUGGAUGUCCUUUGAGUGGUGGACCAUUCUUGAUACACACAGGAAACUGUUGCGUGUGAAAAACCCAGCAGCAUUGCAGUUCUUGACACACUCAAUCCGGAACGCGUACUACCAUACCCCGUUCAAAGGCACUUCAAUAUUUUGUCUUGCCGAUUCACACUCUGAAUGGCGCACAUACACAAUCCAUGUCUGAAUUGUCUAUAGGCGUAAAAAUCCUCCUUUAACCUGUCUCCUCCCCUUCAUACACACAGGUGACAUCAGUAAGGGAUCAUAGCUUUCACCUAGUCAGCGUGUAAUGGGAAGAGCAGGUGUUCCUAAUGUUUUGUACACUCGGUGUAGUUGUGUGUUAAAGUGUGAAUGUUUUUUUGACUUUGAUCAUGAAAGCUAAAGAAUAAUAGGUAGGUUUGUUACUGUGGUGCUGUUUGUAAGAUUUUCUCAUGUUCUAUGAAAAUAAAGUAAUUCUGUUUUUAAAAAA
Salvelinus fontinalis (brook trout) is the source of this 3384-nucleotide messenger RNA. RefSeq names its product SH2 domain-containing adapter protein F-like. Lineage: Eukaryota; Metazoa; Chordata; Actinopteri; Salmoniformes; Salmonidae. Gene Ontology annotation, molecular function: phosphotyrosine residue binding. The record is from RefSeq and is a predicted model, not a curated record. Bases 396 to 1742 code for a protein of 448 amino acids. The transcript has 9 exons.